AUGUCUGCCAACGGCAUUUCCGUGCCUGCCGCUCCCGGCCGCUUCGAUGGCAUCGUCCGCCCCUACUCCGCGGAGGACGUCAAGCGGCUCCAGGGCAGCGUGAAGGUGGAACACACCCUGGCCCGCAUGGGCGCUGAGAAGCUGUGGGAGCUGCUGAAGACGGAGGACUACGUGCCCGCCCUGGGCGCCCUCUCCGGCAACCAGGCCGUCCAGAUGGCCAAGGCCGGUCUGAAGGCCAUCUACCUGUCCGGCUGGCAGGUGGCAGCCGAGGCCAACACCGCCGGUCAUACCUACCCCGACCAGUCGCUGUACCCCGUCAACUCCGUCCCCGUGGUGGUGAAGCGCAUCAACAACGCGCUCCUGCGCGCCGACCAGAUCGAGUGCGCGGAGGGUAAGGUGACCACAGACUACCUGCUGCCCAUCGUGGCCGAUGCGGAGGCGGGCUUUGGCGGCCCGCUGAACGCGUACGAGCUGAUGAAGGCCAUGAUCGAGGCCGGGGCCGGGGGCGUGCACUUCGAGGACCAGCUGUCCAGCGAGAAGAAGUGUGGGCACCUGGGCGGCAAGGUGCUGGUGCCCACCAGCCACGCGGUGCGCAACCUGGUCGCCGCGCGCCUGGCGGCUGACGUGGCGGGCGUGCCCACGAUCAUCGUGGGGCGCACUGACGCGCACUCGGCCUCGCUGCUGACAUCCGACAUCGACGAGGUGGACCGCCCCUUCUGCACUGGCGAACGCACGCCCGAGGGCUUCUUCCGCGUGCGCUGCGGCGUGGAGCUGGCCAUCGCGCGGGGGCUGGCCUACGCACCCUAUGCCGACCUGAUCUGGUGCGAGACCAGCGACCCCAGCCUGGAGGAGGCGAAGGCUUUUGCCGCAGGCAUCCACGCCAAGUUCCCGGGCAAGAUGCUGGCCUACAACUGCUCCCCCUCCUUCAACUGGAAGGCCAAGCUGAGCGACGCGGAGAUCGCCGACUUCCAGCGCGCCAUCGGCGCCCUGGGCUACAAGUUCCAGUUCAUCACGCUGGCCGGCUACCACGCGCUCAACCACUCCAUGUUCGACUUGGCGCGCGGCUACAAGGCCACGGGCAUGACCGCCUACUCCGCGCUGCAGCAACGCGAGUUUGCCGACGCCAAGCACGGGUACACGGCUGCUCGGCACCAGCGCGAGGCCGCCACCGGCUACUUUGACGCCGUCAGCAACGCCAUCACCUCGGGCCAGUCCUCCACCACCGCCCUGGCCGGGUCCACCGAGGCCGCCCAGUUCCACCACUGA
Molecule: messenger RNA, 1266 nt
Organism: Auxenochlorella protothecoides
Lineage: Eukaryota; Viridiplantae; Chlorophyta; Trebouxiophyceae; Chlorellales; Chlorellaceae
Product: Isocitrate lyase
Exons: 2
Coding region: 1-1266 (421 amino acids)
Biological process (GO): carboxylic acid metabolic process
Molecular function (GO): isocitrate lyase activity
Source: RefSeq, a predicted model, not a curated record